Molecule: messenger RNA, 1320 nt
Organism: Gymnogyps californianus (California condor)
Lineage: Eukaryota; Metazoa; Chordata; Aves; Accipitriformes; Cathartidae
Gene: CIMAP2
Product: lymphocyte expansion molecule
Source: RefSeq, a predicted model, not a curated record
AUGGAUGAUGAAAUGAUGAGGAAAAGCACUGAGGACAGGGGGAAGGUGAACGAAGGACCCAAAUCGGUCCCUGGCGCGGCAGCGCAGGCAGCAUCCCCAGGUAGCACCAGGGCAGGGCUAGGGAAGAGAAGUCAGGGCAGGUGAGAGGCCAAGUCAUUCAGCGGCUGAGCCUCUCUCCGUCCUGCGGAGGAUUGCAGUUUGGGCUUGGGGUCUCGGCACAGAGAGGGGAAAGCAUCAGCCUCUGGCUGGGCCAGAGCAGAGAAGGGCUCCUGGCUUAGUCAGCUGCCCCAUUUCCAGUUCAAGGAGAUAACGAAGAGGCGCAAACGCCAGCAGGAAAGGCUGGGCCCAGGAACCUACAACAUCAGGGACUUUCUGCAGGAGACACGGCCCUCCAGCCUCCGGGGGAUCUGCGACAUGAGGGAGCAGCGGUUCAGAGAUACCCACAGGGACUGCUUCCCUGGUCCCGGCACGUACGGCCCCCGAGGGAACCCCUACGUCUGCCUUGAGGAGAGGGACAAGCAGUCCGCCAGCACGCGAGGGCUGAUGGACAGCAGGACGGCGAAGUGUGCCCUGCCGGCAGCCGUGGGCAGCGGCCUGGGACCCGGCACCUACCACCUGCAGAGCAGCAUCGACGAGGGGCUGCGGCGGGCGGGCGGCCCCGGCCCCUGCCAGCCCUUCUCGGGGGACAGGUCGAAGCCCGCUGGUGGUGGCCAUCACGCCUUGGAGAGGAGAGGCGCCGAGCUGAGCACUGGCACUGUCAAGGGUUUCCUGGACGAGCUGACGUUGAAGGAGAACAAGAAGAAAGGCUGCUUCAGCACCCUGCCGAGGAACCUGGGCUGCCCUAUGGAGAGGAUCUUCUGGGCCACGCUCAGCCAGUGCCCGAGGGAGGCGUAUGCGAUGGGGCCAGGCUCCUACAACCCAAAGCCCGUUGAGAGACCAGCGUACUCCAGCCAACCCCCAUUCUGGUCAUCUGCCAAGAGAUUCGACAGAAAGUCCUACCGCCUCUUUACUGGGAACGAGAACCCUGUAGGUGUCGGUCGCUACGACAUCACCAAGCAUGAAAAAUACCCUCAGAAGAUGAGAUACCAGUCCCUGUACCGGUGUGACGCGCAGCGAUACCUGAGCAACUUGAAGCAGGAUGCCUACUUGCUUGAGCGGCUCAAGCCCGUUGCUAAAAUCAACUGGAGUGAUUUGGUUUCUGCUACACCUUGUCCAGAUACCUCUGAAGAAAUCACUGUUUUCCGAACAUCAGAUGGUGCUGGAGAGCCCCAGUCAGUGAAUACGUGGCAGAGACGCCAGCGGAUGAGACGGAGUAGAUGA